AUGUCGAAAUUUCCCUUAACGGUUAACUUCACGGAAGCUAUCGUGCGUGAGGUCAAAGGCGACGAUGAGAUCGGGCUGCUCCGGUUCGAGUUUGUAGCGGCGGCGUUUCGCGAUGCUUCGUUAGCUGAUUUCAUUUGGGAAUCAAAGUUGCCUUUGAAUUAUAAGUUCAUCGUGGAGAAAGCUUUGAAGGAUGUUUCUGUAGAAGACUCGGGGAAGAGGGAUAUUUAUGCUAGACUCUGCAGGCCUAAUUUGUUUGACAACGGGACCAAGGAAAUUUGGCUGGAUAAGAGGACGGGUGGGAUGUGUAUGGCGAUUUCUUCCCAAGCGUUGAGGAUUACAGGGAUAGAUGAUACAUAA
This is a messenger RNA of Sphenostylis stenocarpa, 357 nucleotides long. Lineage: Eukaryota; Viridiplantae; Streptophyta; Magnoliopsida; Fabales; Fabaceae. The record is from the annotation of a GenBank genome assembly.